CGUUUUCCUCUUCCUCAUGCCACCCUACCGGUAGCUAGCGGUAGCAUUCCAUCAUCAAUCUCAUCAUAUCCUGCAUCCAGUUAUCCCAUCCGAGUGACCGUAUCCAACGUAUUCAAUCCAUCGGAGAGAGUGUUGGCCGUGUUCUUACUGUAUCAGGGUUUUCAGCUACAGCGUCUAGCCAGCCAGCUAUCUAUCUAGCUAGCGUGUGCUUUCGGACAGCCAGACUGCAUCGAGCAAGAAAAAUUGUCAGUCAAGUCACAAUGAAGCGCCCCAUCCAUCUUUGCGCUCGUCCUUUCUCUGAGUUCAUGUGGCUCCCUUCCUCGACGACGUUGGAGCAGGUAAUGGAUCAACUGGAGACGUUGUUCCAGCUCGAAUCUUCGACCUACCAACGAAACGAUUACAUGGCAUUGUAUUAUUCCAACAACAACAACAACAACAACACGCGUUCUCGUCAUCCUGCCAUGAACGAAAGGACACGGCAGAGCAUGGUCGAGCUUCUCUAUGAGAUUGGUGAUUACUGUCACUUUCGUCGAGAGACAGUGUCCUAUGCCGUUUGGAAUCUCAUGGACCGCUAUCUCAGCUCCUCUCAACAAAGUCCACUUAUGGAAUUCACCACGGCCGACUAUCAACUGGUAGCUUCGACCUCCCUAUUCAUUGCCGUCAAAGUUCUGGAACCCGUCAGUAUGGAUGUGCAGUCCUUGGCCGAUCUCAGUCAAGGGGCAUUUAGUGCGGACGAUAUUCUGGACAUGGAACGAACCAUUUUGGCCACAUUGCAAUGGCGCAUUGCGCACGGACCGACACCCAUCCAGUUUGUCCAACUCUACCUUUCCAUUCUACAAAUGGACGGACGCGUCUUGGCCGAAUCUGAAGUCUUUGAUAUGCUCUUUGAACAUGCCCAAUAUCAGGUCGAAUUGGCCGUCAUGGAUUACAAACUCGUACAGUCCAAGCCUUCCGAAAUCGCAUUGGCGGCGCUCUGGAAUGCCUUGGAAUGCAAUUUGCACGAUGGUGGCGUCAUAGUACAACAAUGGCAGCAGCAGUUGGUACAGCAAAUCGCCACACUUCCUCCAAGUCUGCACGACAAACUACCGUCCCUUCAGUUGCAACUGUGCAAACUCCAAUACGCCGCCGAACAAAGUCAACAACGAGCCGAACAACCACCGUUGCUACCAAGCACGACGACGACAGAGGUCGAACGCGACGAACCACGCAAUCCCACAGAUGAUUGCUACUACGACUGCAACGACGAUGAGGAUCACACCGAGGCAGAGUAUGACGAAGAAGCGGCCCUCGCCAUGUUCCCCAGUCCAGUGUCCGUCACCUUGCAUCCCAUGUCCGCACGGCACUAUAGUGCAGCUAAGGAUGCCGUGAUGCUGGCACAGGACGAUCCGGAGUGCUUCUCCUUGGGUUUCUCCUUGCUACGACGGUUCUUCUUCUUUGCCUUGGCAUCUCCCUCUGGUUGACUUCCAGCUGGCAGCUAGCCUUCUACUCUAGUAACGUUCAUAAUGCUUCCUUUAACUUGC
Seminavis robusta is the source of this 1520-nucleotide messenger RNA. Lineage: Eukaryota; Bacillariophyta; Bacillariophyceae; Naviculales; Naviculaceae. The record is from the annotation of a GenBank genome assembly.